ACAUAUCCUGAAAUUCCAUUGAACCGAACCACCCUCCUUCCUUGCUCUCUGCUUUCUUUCCUUUCUUUCUCUCUCCGCGACAUUCCUCAGUUCCUCUGAGAGGCGUUGCAGAGAGAGACCCCCCACCCCUAACUUCCCUCUUUCCCAGAUUCCAUAUGGCGCCUUCCAAGUUUUCGUUCGGUGUUUUGACCAUCCUCCCCGCUCUCAUUCUCACCCUCAUCAUGCCCUCUGCUGUUCAUGCUCAAUCCCUUGCUCCCACCCCUGCCCCUACUAGCGACGGGACAGCCAUCGAUCAAGGAAUCGCAUAUGUGCUGAUGUUUUUGGCAUUGGCGCUCACCUAUCUUAUCCACUCGGCCGAUCUCUCUAGCUUCUGAAUUUCAAAAUGGAUAAGUUGAUGGAGAAUGCUAGUUUCAGACUUGAUUGUAUUUGGCCUACACAUUUUGAAUCGGUGAAUUUCUCACACGAUUUCUUCAACAGCUACGUUUUUUCUUCCGUGUGGUCGAACUCACUGGUACUGUAAUACCAGGCUUGUGCUUCCCUACUAAUUUUUCAUACUCAAUUUUAUGACUGUAGUAGACGGUCAUAUUUUCCUGUAAACCAUUACUCGAAUUAGUAUAAUUAUCUUGAUUUGGCGUCAUGAGCUUGUGGUAGAUUCAGCAAGUAAAUUUCCCAGAAUCCAACAAUAGGGCGAUCAUUUUGCAUUUCUGGUAAAUGUUGAAGCAUGAUAUAUAGAGAAGCUGGAAGCAAGGAUCCCAGGACAUUU
Messenger RNA from Neltuma alba, 763 nucleotides. RefSeq names its product arabinogalactan protein 41. Bases 156 to 374 code for a protein of 72 amino acids. The transcript has 2 exons. The record is from RefSeq and is a predicted model, not a curated record. Lineage: Eukaryota; Viridiplantae; Streptophyta; Magnoliopsida; Fabales; Fabaceae.